CGAGGUGUGGAUUGUGCGGUGACCCUGGCCUCUGACUUCCGGUUCCUAGGGAUGCGCAUCCGGGUCACGCUAACGCCGCGGUUUCCUCCAUCCGCUUGGUUCUGCUGUGAGUCUGGACCAGUACCCAUGUCCUGCUUUGGGGCCUCUGCAGCCUUAGAACAGUGAAGACUGCUGACAGACACUUGCAAUCCAGCCACAUAAACGUUAGGAAGGAAUACUGGUCCUCAUGGAAGAAGAGCAAGACUUACCAGAACAACCAGUAAAAAAAGCCAAGAUGCAGGAAUCAGGAGAGCAAACUUUAAGUCAAGUGAGCAGCCCUGAAGUCAGUGAUCAGAAACCUGAAACUUCAAGCCUUGCUUCAAACCUUACCAUGUCAGAAGAAAUUAUGACAUGCACCGAUUACAUCCCUCGCUCAUCCAAUGAUUAUACCUCACAAAUGUAUUCUGCAAAACCUUAUGCACAUAUCCUCUCAGUUCCUGUGUCAGAAACUGCUUACCCUGGGCAGACUCCGUACCAGACACUACAGCAGUCUCAACCCUAUGCUGUCUACCCUCAGGCAACCCAAACAUAUGGACUACCUCCUUUCGGUGCAUUGUGGCCAGGUAUGAAACCUGAAAGUGGUUUAAUUCAGACUCCAUCUCCAAGUCAACACAGUGUUCUUACCUGCACUACAGGGUUAACCACAAGCCAGCCAAGCCCAGCACAUUAUUCUUAUCCCAUUCAAGCUUCAAGCACAAAUGCCAGCCUGAUAUCCACUUCAUCUACAAUUGCCAAUAUUCCAGCAGCAGCAGUUUCCAGCAUCUCAAACCAGGACUAUCCCACCUAUACUAUCCUUGGUCAGAGUCAGUACCAGACCUGCUACCCAAGCUCCAGCUUUGGAGUCGCGGGCCAGACUAACAGUGAUACCGAGAGUACCACAUUAGCCGCAGCCACAUACCAGACGGAGAAGCCUAGUGUCAUGGUACCUGCGCCGACAGCACAGAGACUUUCCUCUGGAGACCCUUCUUCAAGCCCAUCUUUGUCCCAAACUACACCAAAUAAAGAUGCGGAUGAGUCCAGAAAAAACAUGACUGGCAAGAACCGGGGCAAAAGGAAAGCUGAUGCCAGCUCUUCCCAGGACAGUGAAUUGGAACGGGUAUUUCUCUGGGACUUGGAUGAAACCAUCAUCAUCUUUCACUCUCUUCUUACUGGAUCCUAUGCCCAGAAGUAUGGAAAGGAUCCAACAGUAGUGAUUGGCUCAGGUUUAACAAUGGAAGAGAUGAUUUUUGAGGUGGCUGAUACACAUCUAUUUUUCAAUGACUUAGAGGAGUGUGACCAGGUGCACGUGGAAGAUGUGGCUUCUGAUGACAAUGGCCAGGACUUGAGCAACUACAGUUUCUCAACAGAUGGUUUCAGUGGAUCAGGUGGCGGUAGCAGCCAUGGUUCCUCUGUGGGUGUCCAGGGAGGUGUGGACUGGAUGAGAAAACUGGCUUUCCGCUACCGAAAAGUGAGAGAAAUCUAUGAUAAGCAUAAAAGCAACGUGGGUGGCCUGCUCAGUCCCCAGAGAAAGGAAGCACUGCAGAGACUAAGAGCGGAAAUUGAGGUUUUAACAGAUUCCUGGUUAGGAACUGCGUUAAAGUCCUUACUUCUCAUCCAGUCCAGAAAGAAUUGUGUGAAUGUUCUGAUCACUACGACCCAGCUUGUUCCAGCUCUGGCCAAGGUUCUCCUGUAUGGGCUAGGAGAAAUAUUUCCUAUUGAAAACAUCUAUAGUGCUACCAAAAUUGGUAAGGAGAGCUGCUUCGAGAGAAUUGUGUCUAGGUUUGGAAAGAAAGUCACAUAUGUAGUGAUUGGAGACGGACGAGAUGAAGAAAUUGCAGCCAAACAGCACAACAUGCCUUUCUGGAGAAUCACCAACCAUGGAGAUCUAGUGUCCCUCCACCAGGCUUUGGAGCUUGAUUUUCUUUGAGAACUGGAAUGAAGACCCUUCCCCAUGAGCUCCUUUUCCCUCCUGAAAGGAGCUAGAGACCAGAACCAUCUGGGAACUCUCUCUCUCUCUCUGUGUCUCUGUCUCCCUUUCUGUCUCUGUCUCUGUGUGUGUGUCUCUCUAUUUCUCCAUGGAAUGCUGGCGAGAACACAAUCAGAACCAACAGCUGCAAGGGACGAAGCUUAUUUUUGCUAAGAGUGAGCUGCGGCCCCGUGUUCACCCUCGUGCAGAGGCAGGAGACGGUGGGAUGGAGAGGACAGUAGACUCACCGCAGCGACAGUGCUUUUAAUUCGUCUGGGUUUUGUUUCGUUUUAUUUUGUUUCAAAAAAUGAAGAAAAGAAAAGGCAAUUCUUGGGGCAGAGUUGCACUCUUAGUUCGCGCCCAGUUUGAGAACUGCUCUGAACUUGCGGGAACAGGAUACACGUGGCAGACUUUUGUGAUACCAUCUCUUGCGGUCUUUGUAAUCUCCUUAGCUCUAGAACAUAUUCCCAGGGAAUGUAUAUGUUAUUUUUAUAGUUAAGGGUCUGGUCUCUGAAGCAGGUUUUCCCUCCUUUCUUUUUCUAACAAGAAAGGGGUAUGUAAAGUUUCCUUGGAAAAUAGCAAUUGAAAUAUCUAAAAUACC
Molecule: messenger RNA, 2585 nt
Organism: Lontra canadensis (Northern American river otter)
Lineage: Eukaryota; Metazoa; Chordata; Mammalia; Carnivora; Mustelidae
Gene: EYA3
Product: EYA transcriptional coactivator and phosphatase 3
Exons: 18
Coding region: 227-1945 (572 amino acids)
Biological process (GO): positive regulation of DNA repair; negative regulation of extrinsic apoptotic signaling pathway in absence of ligand; multicellular organism development
Cellular component (GO): nucleus
Molecular function (GO): protein tyrosine phosphatase activity
Source: RefSeq, a predicted model, not a curated record